Scatophagus argus is the source of this 1759-nucleotide messenger RNA. RefSeq names its product serine/threonine-protein kinase pim-2-like. Gene Ontology annotation, molecular function: ATP binding; protein serine/threonine kinase activity. Bases 79 to 705 code for a protein of 208 amino acids. Gene Ontology annotation, biological process: negative regulation of apoptotic process; regulation of mitotic cell cycle; protein autophosphorylation. The record is from RefSeq and is a predicted model, not a curated record. The transcript has 5 exons. Gene Ontology annotation, cellular component: cytoplasm. NCBI's taxonomy places the organism in Eukaryota, Metazoa, Chordata, Actinopteri, Scatophagidae.
AUCAAACAGAUAGCAAAAGACAAAGUGUUGUGCAAAGAGAGACGAAAUGGGAAAGAACUCUCAGCUGAGGUGGCUGUGAUGUUAAAACUCCAAGCUGGAAGAACUGGAUUAAUGGAGGAAUCAGCACCCGUGUCACUCCUGGACUGGUAUGAUCUGGACCAGGAGCUCAUCCUGGUGCUGGAAAGACCAAUGCCAUGUAUGGACCUUUUAAAUUACAUCAGGACAAACAGAGGCCACUUACAGGAGGACAAGGCAAAGAUCAUACUUAAACAGUUGGUUGAUGCUGCAAAUGAACUCGAGGAUAAGCGCAUCUUUCAUCGGGAUAUCAAACCGGAAAACAUCCUGAUUGAGACCAGCUCAGAUGUGCCGCGCGUUCGUGUCAUUGACUUUGGACUGAGCUGUUUCUUCAAGAAAACAUCAGUUUACCGUGUCUUCUGUGGUACCCCCCAACACGUCCCUCCGGAGUGGUACAGUCAUUAUACCUACAGGCCCGGCCCCACCACAGUGUGGCAGAUGGGAGUGGUCUUAUAUGAGCUGCUCCACAGAACAGUCCGAUUUGAUACCACAAGUUUCCUCAAACAUGAGCUGCCAAUCAGCGAUGAGCUGUCCAGAGAUUGCCAGGAUUUCUUACAGAAGUGUUUAAACACAUCCUACAUGCUGCGACCUACCCUGAAGGAGCUCCAGCUUCACCCAUGGCUCAGAUAAACCAACACUACACUCACACACGAGUUCAUGCCAAUACAAUACAUUCACAAUACAAGAACUAAUUCUGUUCUAGUUUUUCUUCACCAGGACCGUCAGGUUUUCUCCGGGUGCUCCGGUUAGACCAACUACAGUUCCUUUAGGCCCCCCGGCCGUCCGCGGAGAGGAGGAUCUCUCUUUGAAUUGCCUUUCCCGAGGUUUCUUCCCAUUUUUCAUCUGGCCUCAAGGUUUUGGGGAGUUUUUCCUCGUCUUCUUAGAGAGCUUGGGCCGGGUCAGGAGCUGCUUAUGAUUUGUGCUUAUGGCGAAAGCCAUAUCACAUCAUAAGGAAAAAAAAAUGGAUACUAAUCUAUCAACUGGUCAUUUUGUGAUAAUAUAAAAUAAUAUAAUAUAUAUAAUAUAAGAAUAAAAAAGAAACAACUUAGACUGUUGCAGUUUCUGAGACUGAUUGCAGAACAAUAAUCCUAUCAGAUAAAACAGGCUUGUCUAAAUGAAUGGACAAGACCUAAAAUGAUGAAGUGUGCUCUCUGCUUAUGACUUUACAUUGCUUUAUGCUUCACUCAUGUUGGCAUAAUGAAUAAAAGUUUUUAAAAUGUUUUUUUAAAACCCAUGGCAUCAUAUUUACUUACUUUCUUCCUAUUUACACAAACAGCUUUUUUUUCCAAAUUGCUAUCACAGACCCUGCAUACCAAUGGUACCACCCUGAAACUGUUGAAAGUGAGCAGUCUGAUGAAGUACAGUAUAUUUCGGUCUUCUAUAAAAUGUCCAUAUAUAUCAGAGAAAUCCAUGGGCCAACCACACUGCACCAUUACAUGCAAAAUGCUGAAGGUAAUACAUGCAGACACUGCCGAGAACAGAACAGAACCGAGAACCUUCAAUCCUGAGGUGUCUUUCUCUCAUGACUUGGAUGAGUUUCUGCCAAUCCCUGUCUUGCACAAGUCGCAAUAUCCAACCAAAAGAAAAUGACUUGUUGCAAAGGAAAGCAACUCUCAUUUAAUGAUGCCUCCACAGCAAGGUCCCAGUCACUCAUUCUUGAAAAGCAAAAGUGAUUAGAGGCUUU